This is a messenger RNA of Oldenlandia corymbosa var. corymbosa, 1281 nucleotides long. The record is from the annotation of a GenBank genome assembly. Lineage: Eukaryota; Viridiplantae; Streptophyta; Magnoliopsida; Gentianales; Rubiaceae.
AUGAUUGCCGCUGCUGUAGAAGAAGUUGAGAAGAACUCAAAGGUGGUUGAAGCAGUCCCUUUAAGCAUAAUUCCACCCGAUUGGAAUAUUGCUUCUACCACGGGUGGUCUACUGAUGUUGGAGAAAAAUGAGAUCCUCAAUGAAAAACCUAAGAAUCCACCAAGAGUCCACCGGUUGCCCAAACGGUUCAGGUUGCCGUUCAUGCUGCAGAAGAAAAACAAGAAAAACUUCAUACAGUGGACAGAGGAGAAGAAGAAAAUGACCCAAGAAGAAGCCCUGUUAAUAGACUUCACUCCCUUGCAGAGACAAGAACAAAUAGUUAAAUCAGGGAAACUCUUGUUUGAAUUUGAAAAAAUCCUUUGGGCAGACAGGACAGCAUUCUAUUCCAUGAGGGAAGGGACAUGGAUAGAAAACACCAUCAUAGAUUCUUGGGCUGUCAUCCUAAACAAAGAAGAAGCUAAGAGUGACUCCCCAAGACGGAUAUUCUUUGGUGUUUCGUCAUUUGUAAGUCAACUAAACCCUUAUUGUUUAUCCCGCCCUGAGUUGAACUGGUUAUCCAAGCCUUCUAUGUGGUGGCUUAUCCAUGAUUCAUUUGCUGGUUAUCCAUCCAUGAUUCAUUUGCUGGUUAUCCAUCUGUUCUGUACUACUCAUUCACAAGAUCUGAACUGGUUAACCAUUCCUUCUUGUGUGUCAUCUAGGGAUACAAUCAGUCGAUACUAUCAACAAGGCAGUAACAAAGAGGAAAUCGAGUUCACAUUCUAUGAGAGGUUGGGUCUUGAACUAGAAGAACAAGGCCUUACUGUAGCAUCCCUGUUAGCGGCAAAAGCUAAUUAUCCAUUGCAUUUUGCUGGUCCUUGGAUUUUAUGGCAUCACAGUUUCGGUUCUUCAAAAGCUACAUUGCAUGCGUGUUUCCAUAUAGAACUGGUCAGUGCUCAGUACACCUUCACAGAGGUUAUGCUACCAUCGCAUAAGGACAAAACGCUAAAUGCGGAAGAUUGUGGAAUAUACACAAUGCACCACAUGGAGCGGUAUGAUGGUGGUGAGUACGAGGAUGGUACUACUUUGGAUUUCAACACAGGAAACAUCAAAGAGUACUGGUGGAAAUACAUGAUAAAAAUCCUUGUGCACCCAGCCAACAAAAAUAAAGACAAAAUCCUCGAAGCAAUGCACCAGUUCUAUACAAAUACUUCUGAAGAAGAACAAAAAGAAAUUCCAGAUAAUGUUGAUUUGAGCAGCAAAUCUUACUACAAUGACAGAAAAAUUCAGGGAUGGGUUAAAUGA